Hemisphaericaspora subhashii is the source of this 2460-nucleotide messenger RNA. RefSeq lists its product as uncharacterized. The record is from RefSeq and is a predicted model, not a curated record. The transcript has a single exon. Lineage: Eukaryota; Fungi; Ascomycota; Pichiomycetes; Serinales; Debaryomycetaceae. The coding region runs from base 1 to 2460 and encodes 819 amino acids.
AUGGACCAUCAAGAUAUAAUAGAAAAUGCGUUGGCAACUGCUGUCCUAUUUCUUCAAGACUUAGAUAUUACAGAUGAUGAUUUGGAAGAUAAUCUGGUACAAAUCAAUACUCCUCGUAGACAAAGGUCAGUCCUAGAAUUAACCCCUGCGACUCAUAUAGAGGAAGAAGAUAUCCAUGAAGAGCAAGAAACUCAACCAAACCUUUAUGAAAAUAUUUGUAGAAGACUUACUGGAGAUUUAACUCUUGAAGAUAUUGCAGAAGGAGACACUAGACCAUUUCCCCGUUCUACUAUUUUGGGCGAAGAUAAAAUGGUAUAUCUUAUGGAAUUCAAACGAAAACUGUAUAAAAGAUUUAUUUAUCUUCAUGGUUUGCUUAUUGAUGAAAACAGAAACAUCGUGAACCCUUCUGUUGGGUUCCGGAGAAACAAUGGUCAAGUCCUUAGGUAUCUCAAAGAAAGAGGUCAUCCAUUGAUUGAUUUAAGUUCGAAAUACAAUAAUAACACUCGGUUGCUUGCUUUCCCUCACAAUAUCUUAUGGGAAUAUGUUACUCCCAGAAACUUCCAAACUGAAAUUGUAGGAAAUGAUGCUAAUAGAUACAGAAGAUAUGUAAGAAAUCCAUUGAAAAAGACAGUAUAUCAACAGAUUAAAGGUGCAAAAGUUGUCAUUGGUCUCAAGCAAUCCUUUGUUAUUUAUGUUCCAAGAGAACGAAAGUCGAAUGAGAAUCAUAUCGAUCUAAGCUGCAGGGAAACAAGGGGUAGGCCAAAAAAUACUAUAGAUACAAUAUUUCAAGGUUUUACAUUCAGCAAUCUCGAUUUCGAAUAUCUUUUGGAGGGGAUUGAUUCAAAUAAGAUGAAAGAGGGUAGUGAUAUUUACAGAUUGAUAAAUACCCGAGUUAUGAAUGAUGCUAGAUCAAGCUUAUUUCACUCUCCCAUUGGUGAUGAAGAUAUAUUCAAAGAUUAUGAUGAAGGAGUAGUGAACACAUACUCCACCUACUUCGGACAAUUUUAUAAUUUGCUUCAUUAUUUUGGAAACUUUCCUUUCAUUGUAGAUUCCUGUACCAGCGAAGAUAAACUCGUUCUACUAAAUUUAAUCCAAGCAAACGAGGACGAAAGAGUUGAGAAAGUAACCGAUCUAUUCAUUCAUUUUAAUUCAAUUAAUGGCGCUGCGUUUUUAAAAGCUUUGUCAUAUCCGUACCUUAGAAGAUUUUCAGACGGGAAAGUUUAUCGUUUACCCACACUCUUGGUGAAGCUAGAGGCAAUUAGGAACGUCUACAAAUUUGUUAUAUUUCUUCGAACAUCAAACCAACAGAUGAGCAAAUUUUCUAAAGGCAUAUGGGAACCUGAAUAUAUGGGUUGGAGUUUCCUUGCGACUUUCUAUUCAAGUUUACUAAAAGAUCAAAUUAAGCAUAGGGUAAUUGUAGAGGGAAGUGGGAAACUAGGUAGGUGCUUUGUAAAUGGGAUCACAGUGGAUAAGGAUUAUAUAUCGGACACCUAUUACAAAUCAGCUUGCUUUUAUCAAGAAAAAUUCGAAGAUCUAUGCCGUAUUACCGGAAGCAAUGUUUUGAUGAGCGAGGUGUUUGAAGACUAUAAAAGUGUAUCGGGCCACGACUACACACGAUUAUCAUUAAAUGAAGGAGUGGAAAAUGGUUAUUUUUUUACACAUGGUCUUGACGAUGUUGAGAGGAGGAAAAUAUUAAGUACUAUCGAUGAGAUGACGAAGGCGCUUGCAUGUAUGAUGCUUCUAUCUUGUGCCAAUAUAUUCAAGCCCGCAGAAAUAUUUCGAAUUAAGAUUCUUGGAGAUGAUUACAGCAAUAGGGAUAUGGUCUUCAUGGAUGGAUCAGUGUUGAUACGACAGAACUACGUAAAGGGCAAACAAUUUUUCAGAAGAUUAUGUUAUACAACAAAUUUAGUAACCAAAUUCAUCAUAGUUCAUGUCACAGCAGUAAGAGGAUUAUACAUUCGAAUUCUUCAACCUAACUUCCCAUCGAUUUCAGAGGAAUUUAACGGGAAGCAAGGGUUGGCCCCAGAAGAAAUAGAGAUCACCUUCUACAAGACAUUUCUUUUUGUUUCUCGACAUGGAAGAUUACUUACACUUCAAGACUUAAAUAGUUUUCAAGCUAAAUUGUUGGACAUAGAUCAAAGAGAUGUUUUAAAUGCGAAUAUUCUUAGACGCAGUAUUGCAUGGUUUAUAAAAGAAGAGAUGCCAGGUGGAUUAGACUAUUAUACUGCAUUCCUAAAGGACGUGGAAGAUAUUAGGAAAGGUAGAACUAAAGCUUUGACAUUCGCGCGAAGAAUGCCAAUAUCGAACCAUAGUCAGUUGGAUGUAAAGAUAUUUUUCAAUAACUUCUUUUUGUUUAUGGGAAUUUCACAAGGUACCCCGAUUGGUGGUCAAGAGCGGCGAAGAGGAAAUGAACAUGUUUUAUCAGUUGGGCCACCUGACAAGAGGCCCCGAGUAGCGUGA